GACAUCUGGCGCCAACGGAAUCUUUUCCCGCCGGCUGGACUUCUCCUCGUUCAACAUGCUGCCUCGGCAGAGGAUAAACUCGUAUUCGAUCAAGAUUGAGGACGAAGGCAACCACGGAAACGACGAGACGCGUCUGUUCAUCCUGUCCUCGCUGGCAGCUCAGCACAAGAGCCGGGUGGCGUGUGUACUCUGCGAGGAACCGAUGCUAGUCUUUGAUCGUUACCCCCUGGUGGACGGAACGUUCUUCCUCAGCCCGAAGCAGCAUGCCAAGGGUUGCAUCGAGGUGAAAUACGAAAAUCGUGCCCAAUAUCUGACGUCCGUUUGCAUGGCGUGUCUGGAUGGUGUCGAGCCAAACCGGGUUGUACGAUGCAGGUUUUGCGCCCAAAAGUGGGACGGAUCGUCACUGGUGCUGGGAACCAUGUACUCGUACGACAUUUUUGCGGCAAUGCCUUGCUGCACCGAACGAUUGAAGUGCAACAAUUGCUUCAAAUUACUGCUGCAUCCACACCAGCGGCUGAACUUCUACAGUGACUACAGCCACAGUGUUUCCUGUCCGUACUGUCACUCUCAGGAUACGCACUUCGUGAAGCCUUUGGCUUACUGCUAUACCAAACAGCCGAUGCAGCUGUUCCAGCAGUGGCCAUAACAUGAGGCCCCGUUGGAGUCCCCCAAGGUGGUAGAUCCUCAGUUUACCGCCUCCGUCAGUAGCAGUCGAAGCAACAGCACCGCUUCCGCUUCCCCGUCAGCCUCAUCGGUGGCGGCCAGCGCAAGCCAGGACUCUGCUAUGAACUCAUUCAUCCAGGAGCUGCGCAACCUGAGCAGCACUAGUAGCGCCAGCAGCAACAGUAGCUUCGAUUCUGGUCUUUCUCUAAGUGGGGACUCCAACGGCGGCAGUGGCCGGGCCACUGUCACCAACCACCAACAACAGCAACAGCAGAACAUCAUCUGGGGCAACAAGUCACUCUGGGGUCAGCCACCCCCGAGCCCAUCGCCCGCAGCCAAGUCUUCGUCGACGACGGAAUCAACGUGCAACAGUAUGUACGCAAGUAAAGAUCCUUCCUCUUCAUCCUCGUGGAAUCCGUCGGCCAGUAGUCCGUCGUUUUCCCACUCC
This is a messenger RNA of Wyeomyia smithii (pitcher-plant mosquito), 1111 nucleotides long. RefSeq names its product headcase protein-like. The transcript has 5 exons. NCBI's taxonomy places the organism in Eukaryota, Metazoa, Arthropoda, Insecta, Diptera, Culicidae. The record is from RefSeq and is a predicted model, not a curated record. The coding region runs from base 56 to 646 and encodes 196 amino acids.